Messenger RNA from Maylandia zebra (zebra mbuna), 1356 nucleotides. The record is from RefSeq and is a predicted model, not a curated record. NCBI's taxonomy places the organism in Eukaryota, Metazoa, Chordata, Actinopteri, Cichliformes, Cichlidae.
CCAACGCUAUAUAGAGAGUGCCGUGAGGCUGUUGAGAAGGAGCUACAAACUGUAUCGUUCUUCGCUACUACAUCCGACAUGUGGUCAAGUCGCACGUCAGAACCUUACCUUAGCCUUACUGCCCACUAUAUCGACCAAGACUGGAAUCUGAAAAGCAAAUGUCUUCAAGCUGCCUACCUUCCCGACGACCACACGGGUGAAGUAAUUGCAUUAGGACUGUCAGAAGCGCUUGCAUCCUGGGGACUGAGUGAAGACAAACAAGUCUGCAUCACAACCGAUAGUGGGACAAAUAUAGUGAAGGCCACAUCCCUGAAUAACUGGACCCGGCUGCAGUGCUUCGGACAUCGACUUCACUCAGCUAUCGAAAAAGCCGGCAAAGACAAGAGGAUGGAGCGAGCUGUGGCCGUGUGUAAGAGAGUGGUGGCCACCUUCAGUUUCUCUUGGAAGAAGAAAAGGGAAUUGGCUGCUGCUCAGGAGGAGCUCACGCCAAAAAAUGGUUGGGAGGGUUCUGGAGCAACAUAAAGCUAUCUCUCAGGUCCUCAGUGCAGAUAAGAAGACCAGGCACUUGGUUCCCUCCUGGCAAGAUCUAGAUGUUCUGGAGUCUGUGCAUGUGGCCCUGAACCCACUACUGGAAUUCACAGAUUCACUUUCUGGAGAGUGUUACGUGAGUGUGUCCUACCUCAAGCCGAUGCUUCACCUUUUCAGAACACAGAUUCUGAAACCAUCUGAGGUUGAAACACAACUUACAAAAGACCUUAAGAUGACAGUCAUGACAUACCUUGAUGAAAAGUACAAUGACCAGAUUACAAAUGAACUGCUUGAUGUUGCAACCCUGCUAGAUCCGCGCUUCAAAGUACAAUACAUUAAUGCAGAACACGUUGAUGCCAUCAAAAUGAGAGCAGUGUAUGAGAUGUUGGGGCAAAUUGAGCACCCAUCCACUUCAGCUGGAACGGAGGAAACAGAAGAUGGUGGAGCUGCUGCAGUACUACCAACCCAGAAGAAACAGAGAAAGUCACUGGGCAGUUUCUUUAAGAAAUCCCACCCCACCAGCACAGGGCUCACUGAGAAAGAGACAGUUGAAAAGGAGCUUGAAAAGUACUUGCUGGCACCUGAUGCAGACAGUGAAAUGGACCCACUUGAGUGGUGGAAAAUCAACAACAGAAGCUUCCCAAGAGUUAGCUGCCUGGCAAAGCGCUACCUGUGCAUCCCCGCAACCAGCAGCCCCUCUGAGAGGGUAUUUAGUACAGGGGGUAAUAUUGUGACUUGCCACAGGGCCGCUUUAAAGCCUGAAGCAGUGGAUAGACUUGUCUUCCUGUCCCACAACCUGUAGGCUUUUUUCAGACUAAAGUUUAUAUA